This is a messenger RNA of Vicia villosa (hairy vetch), 996 nucleotides long. RefSeq lists its product as uncharacterized. The record is from RefSeq and is a predicted model, not a curated record. Lineage: Eukaryota; Viridiplantae; Streptophyta; Magnoliopsida; Fabales; Fabaceae. Bases 1 to 996 code for a protein of 331 amino acids. The transcript is spliced from 2 exons.
AUGACGAGAGUGAUGAAGGAAGAGCUACGACAGCGGCAGCGGCGUUGGAGGAAGAGCUACUAUGACGGGCCGAAUUUCAUUAGUUUUGGAUCUUUACCUCUACUGACACCAUGUAAGAUAGGGGAAAAUGAUGUUGGGGUUAGUGAUGUAAGGGUUAAGGAUGCAGUAGAUACUGAUGAUAAUGGACAAAGGAUUGGAGAGGUUGAUGAUGGGCAUAGUUCUAAUAGUUCUAAUGAUGAAGACUUCAAUUAUGAUAGUGCAAUGGAGGUAGUAUUUGACGAUGACUCUGAUGAGUAUGAAACUAAGUUGGAUGAGGAAGAUGGUAACCUACUUGAAGAUGUUAAUGUAGAAGUAAAAAGCAAAAAAGGUAAAGAAAAGUGGGAAGAAAACAAAGAAGACUUGAAAGGUAGUGAUAAUGAAAGUGAGGAUCUAGAAAGUGAGUGUGACAGUGAUGAUAGCAGUAGAGUUAGGAGAAAGAAGUUUCCAAUAUUCAAGGAACAAAAGGACAUGUCCAAUUACAAGUGGGAGGUGGGAACAUAUUUUACUACAAAAGAUGAUUUCAAAGAAGUAAUUACAUCUUAUGCAGUCCAAUAUGGCAGAGACCUAAGGUACACUAAGAAUGACAAGAUAAGGGUGAGGGUUAGGUGUAAAGAAGGAUGUCAAUGGGAAGCUUACUGUGCUAAGUUGCCUAAUGAGGAUUCUUGGCAACUAAAAAAGAUAAUAGACACUCAUAAUUGCAGUAGAGAGUAUAAUAUGAAGAUGUUGAAGACUAAAUGGUUGAGCAAAAGAAUACAAAAUUCCCUUAAGACCAACCCUAGAAUGAAGUUGAAACACAUAAAGGAAAAGGUUAAAAAGAAGUGGAAUGUGAGGGUCAACAAGACAAAGGCCAUAAGAGCUAGGUUUGCAGCUAGAGACAUGGUUUAUCGGUCUUUCCUUGGGGAUUAUACAAGGAUUUAUGACUAUUGCCAUGAGUUGUUAAGAGCAAACCCAGGUUGA